Messenger RNA from Nannizzia gypsea CBS 118893, 831 nucleotides. RefSeq lists its product as hypothetical. NCBI's taxonomy places the organism in Eukaryota, Fungi, Ascomycota, Eurotiomycetes, Onygenales, Arthrodermataceae. The coding region runs from base 1 to 831 and encodes 276 amino acids. The transcript has a single exon. The record is from RefSeq and is a predicted model, not a curated record.
AUGAUACCAUCACCAAUUAUCUAUCUUACUAGCAUAAUCUUAAUGCUAAAUGACCCGUUGCAUAUUUACACUAUGAAGCGGUCUAACACGACGUCGAUGACUUCUUUCACUCUUCCAGAUCUCCAUAAACAGGCAGCUGCUAUCUUCGAUUUUACUAGCGAUGGAGACUCAAUUCGGGUCACGGUCCCUAUAAACAGCACCUGGAAUUACUGGGAACAUUGGCUUAACCCGCAUUCCUUCAUCUGUGACGAGGUUACGUCCGUAUCUGGCCGCGGUUUCGUCGAAAUCUACUAUUUUGAUGACCCUUCUUCUUCUCGGGGACUGCAUCUUCGGAGCGGAGAAAGUAUGUCGUUUGGUCCACGUUCUUCGUCUACUUGGCGUCGUGCAUAUUCUACUCGUGAUCAAGAGGAUUUUGUAGCCAACUUAAAGGGAGACCGAUCGUUCCACCGGAAUGUUUGCAGUGCUAUCAUCGACCGAGACCGCAUGGCUUUCCUCUCUUCGACGCCAAUCUUGCUACGCCAAAUGUUAGCUUUUCUAGGUCUAUUUCAAUUUUCACGUCCAUUCCGUGAAUGUAUACUUGACCUAAUGCUUGCGAUUCAGUUGAGAGCAAUUUUCUAUGCUAAUGGUUUUUGGAUACAUCAUCCCACAAUUCCGUUCUUUUGGUGGUGGGAAUGGCGACAAAUAUGGGGAGAACCCCGCGUACCGGAAUGGGCAUAUGAGUUUAGGUGGAAAAUGCUGAAAGUAAUCACGUAUACUGUUCAGGGAAUAUGUUACUGGGUUGGAAGGCUAUUCCUCGGGAUGAAGGGCAGCUACCCGGAGUAUACCCCCUAG